AUGACUACUCGCGGCGUCUCACCCUCUCCGCCCCCGCCAAUCAAUUCGUACUGGUUCUACUCCUCCCCGUUCCCUCUCGAUGAUCCCCUUGCGCCGUUUCCGAUUCCCACCGCCGCCACAGCUCAGACGAAAUACCCACCACGUCCCUUUGCACGCUACGACUCCCUCGCCCUCGAAGCCGCGUAUCAGGACCACCUCCAGACACAACGCGCCCGAGAAGCAGAGCGAGGCAGGGCUGCAGCAGCACUGUCGUCAAUCUUUCGUGGAACCUCGCCGAAAGCUAUUGGGAGAAGGGCAUCCAAUGAGACAAGCACUAGUACAGCUACGAUACGGGAAGUCGCGAAGGAGGGCCAUUUGCAGUUCAAGGAAGGGGAGUCUAGCGAGGUAGCUAUUGAGAUUACGGACGAGAUGGGCACUGGUCGUGAGAAUAGUUGGGAGGAAAAAUCGUUGCGCAAGGGGUCGCCGUCCCCCCUACGGCAUCUGUAUUCUGGGUCGCCGAGCUCUAGCUCGCCGGUGAGUACAGGGUUGGGUACAAGCCCCGGUUAUGGUGGGCUGGGUACUUCCCCGAAUACUAGGAGCGGUACCACGAGAACGCCGUUUAUUCGCUCGUUAACGCAGUCAAGGGCAAUGACUAUGCCAAACACGACGAGCAGGUCUUCCUCGACGUCGCGGAGAUCUAGUAUGAAGAAGGCCUCACCGCCACCGACACCACCAAUACAGACAGAGAUACCGGUUGGAAUACAAAGACUCCAUCAGGUCUUACUCCCGAGCUUUGUUAUGACACCGAUAUAUUGGAGCCCGUUACAGGAUGUGGCUUCGGUUAUGCGGGGAACUUGGUUCUAUAAAGAUACAAUGCUUCCGGUUGAAGCUAAUAUUGCAAACCGGCUUGAGGCUGGGUGGGAGGAAGUUAGGGCAUGGACGGAAGAAUGGGAAAUGGAGCUCUCAAGUGCCGUUGAGGUUGGCCGCGAAGGCGAGGAGAAAGUAAGGUGGCAAUUGUUUGACAAGAGAAGGGGAAUGAGCAGCUUCGAGACAGAGCAUCCGAUCAACUCUGCAACUCUGAAGUCAGGCGUGGCCGGUAGUGUAACACCGGGGCAAACGACGGCAAAUGAAGCCGAUUGGGUCUUAUUUGCCAAUGCAGUUGAUGCGUAUAUCUGCCGUGAUACUAUGUUGAGUUUCGGAAAUAAAAGACCACUGGCGAAUAUCAGGAAGGGGAAAGUUGUCGGGACACAUGUAGUCCGCGGAUUUCAGCAAGAUGUGUGGGAACGCCUUCAUCCAUCCAGCAAGAAAAAGAAGGUUGCGGCGUCUGGCACUGCCGCUAGAAAGACGAGAUCAACAUCUACCUCCGGUGUUAGUACGCCCACCGAAGCACGGGAAAGAGAAAAAAGACGAAGUACGACCGGUAGUGCAGAGGCACCGAAGGAAGAUUUUGAGACAUUGUCAUUAGAGGGCCUAGGACCCGAUGAUGAGGAAAGGAUAGAAGUCACGGAUCUAUUUUUGGUGAUUCAUGGGAUUGGACAGAAACUGAGUGAAAGGGUCGAGAGUUUCCAUUUCACGCAUGCGAUAAAUUCUUUUAGACGACAUAUAAACGUGGAACUUAGAGAUCCAGCUGUGAGACCACUCCUUCGGGAUGACGGAAAAGUCGGGAUGAUGGUGCUACCUAUAAACUGGCGUCACAAUCUCUCAUUCGAUGAAGAAGGUCUCUCCAACGGACAUUCCAACAACAGCGAAAACGAUUUCUCUCUUGAAGAUAUUACUCCCCCGUCAAUCCCAGCUGUGCGUAACUUGAUUGGUGAUGUCAUGCUCGACAUCCCUUACUACCUCUCCCACCACAAACAAAAAAUGAUUGGCGCGGUUGUGAAGGAAGCAAACCGAGUGUAUGGUCUAUGGCGGCAAAACAACCCAGACUUUGAAAAGAAUGGCGGUCGAGUUCACAUUAUCGCACACUCACUUGGAACGGCAAUUGCAAUGGAUAUCCUCUCUAGUCAGCCUACCCAUGUCCCCCAAGAUAUGAAGAGGGAAACAAGAGAUACCCAAUUCGAUUUUGAUACCAAAAAUGUCUUUUUUGUUGGAUCUCCAGCUGCAUUUUUCUUACUACUCAACAAGCGAACCUUGCUGCCCCGGCGUGGAAGGGACAAGAAGGAAUGCGACUCAUCAGACACUGAUCCACAUGUCACCGGUUUGGCGGGAACCUACGGCUGUAUGGCCGCCGACAACAUCUAUAAUGUCCUUCAUUACUCAGACCCUAUCGCGUACCGUUUAAAUCCUACUGUCGACGCAUCGUAUGCAGCCUCUUUGCGCACUGUAUACGUUCCUAGCACUGCAACAACAUUCCUCGAUACUCUCAUCCGAACUGUCUAUCCAUCAUCAUCGGCAAACGUGCACAACACUCCAUUCUCGCGUCUACCAUCAACUAUAGAGCUUGAAACACACGAUUUUUCGCGCGAAGAGCUCGCUGAAAAGAGGUUGUAUUUAUUGAACGACAACGGGCAGAUUGACUACUUUUUGCAAAGCUCGGGGGCCUUGGAGAAUCAAUAUCUGAAUAUUCUAGGCGCUCAUAGUUCAUAUUGGGAGAGCAGGGACUUUAUUCGCUUUUGCGUUGUGGAGGCCGGAAGAAAGGAGGGUAGAAGCGGAUGUGUUCGGGGCAUGGGCGUGAGGAAGAAGAGAGGAUGGAAAUAA
Molecule: messenger RNA, 2676 nt
Organism: Morchella sextelata
Lineage: Eukaryota; Fungi; Ascomycota; Pezizomycetes; Pezizales; Morchellaceae
Exons: 3
Coding region: 1-2676 (891 amino acids)
Cellular component (GO): cytoplasm
Molecular function (GO): metal ion binding; glycerophospholipase activity
Source: RefSeq, a predicted model, not a curated record